Conger conger (European conger) is the source of this 2048-nucleotide messenger RNA. It is a transcript of the gene slc27a6, whose product is annotated as solute carrier family 27 member 6. The transcript is spliced from 10 exons. Lineage: Eukaryota; Metazoa; Chordata; Actinopteri; Anguilliformes; Congridae. The record is from RefSeq and is a predicted model, not a curated record. The coding region runs from base 128 to 1999 and encodes 623 amino acids. Gene Ontology annotation, molecular function: long-chain fatty acid transmembrane transporter activity; long-chain fatty acid-CoA ligase activity.
AAAACCUGUCACUAGAAAAUAAGGGGGUCUGCGUGUUUCAGCGGUGAACAUUUAAACGUUUGUCCAUUUCUGCGGUCUUGUUUCAGCGCAUUGGUCGCGGUGUUGUUUUGUAAGUUCAACAACCGCGAUGCUUAUAUCGCUAGGAUGGCUGUCAGCGCUCGUGGCUGGUAUCUUUGCUUUGCACAUCGGACAGAAGUUGUGUUUUCCAUACUUUUGGAAAGACCUUUUCUAUUUGGCCAAAGUCGUCCGCUACGGUCUGAAGAUGGAGAUGUGCAAAGUGACCUCCAAAGUGUUCACGGUGAUGGACAGGUUUGUGCAACAAGCUGAACGAAUCCCCAACAAAACGUUUAUUAUUUACGACGGAGUCAGUUAUACGUACAGGGAGAUCGAUGAGCGCAGCAACAAGGUGGCACAGGUUUUUGACAAACUGGGGACAGUGAAGAAAGGGGACACCGUCGCCCUUCUGAUGAACAACGAACCCGAUUUUCUGUGCGUUUGGUUCGGUUUGAGCAAACUAGGGUGCUCCGUCGCUUUUCUCAACACAAACAUCAAAUGCAAGUCGCUGCUGCACUGCUUCAACUGCUGUGGAGCCAAAAUUCUCGUUGUUGGCCAAGACCUGCUGCACUCGCUGGAGGAGCUGCUCCCCGGCCUGCGGGAGGGCGGCAUCCAGGUGUGGGCGGUGACGGCGGAGAGCUCGCACCCCGGGGUCCACGCGCUCCUGCCCGCGCUGGAGCAGGCCCCGCCCCUUCCUGUUCCUGCCGAACGCCGCGCCGCCACGUCCCUCAAGACCCCCACCCUCUACAUCUUCACCUCCGGAACCACGGGGCUCCCGAAGGCAGCGGUGAUCACGCACCUGCAGUCGCUGAAGGGGGCGGCGGGGUUCUGGGCGUACGGCGGCACCUCUGAGGACGUGGUGUACACCCCCCUCCCCCUCUACCACAGCAGCGCGUCCCUCAUCGGCAUCGGGGGCACCAUCGAGCUGGGUGCUACCUGCGUGCUGAAGAAGAAGUUCUCCGCCUCGCAGUUCUGGGCGGACUGCAAGAAGUACCACGUGACCAUCUUCCAGUACAUCGGAGAACUGUGCCGUUACCUCUGCAACCAGCCCAUGGCCGAGGGCGAGCAGGACCACCGGGUGCGCAUGGGCGUGGGGAACGGCCUGCGGCAGGACGUGUGGCGGGAGUUCCACCAGCGCUUCGGCCAAAUCCGCAUGUGUGAGCUCUACGGCUCCACCGAGGGGAACCUCUGCUUCAUGAACCACGUGGGCAAGAUGGGCGCCGUCGGCCGCUCCAACUUCUUCUACAAGCUCCUGUUUAACUAUGAGCUGGUGCAGUAUGACCUGGAGAAGGAUGAGCCAAUCCUCAACGACCAGGGCUUCUGCCAACGAGUGGAAAAAGGUGAGACGGGGCUGCUCCUGUCGAAGGUGAGUGCGAGCGCCCCGUUCUUCGGCUACGCGGGGAGCAGGACCCUGACGGAGAGGAAGCUCCUGAGGGACGUGUUUGUGAAAGGAGACGUGUACGUCAACACCGGCGACCUCAUGCUGCACGACCACCACGACUUCCUCUACUUCAGGGACAGAGUCGGAGACACCUUCAGGUGGAAGGGGGAGAACGUGGCGACCACCGAGGUGGCAGAGGCUCUUGGGAUGGUGGACUUCAUUCAGGAGGUCAAUGUUUACGGCGUCGAGGUCCCAGGAAGCGAGGGCAGAGCCGGAAUGGCCGCCGUCAUCAUCAGGCCGGGCUGCGAGUUUGACGGGGAGAGGCUGUUCCAGCACGUGCUGCGCCUCUUACCCAGCUACGCACGCCCACUCUUCAUCCGCAUCCAGGAGUGCAUGGAGAUGACAGGAACCCUGAAGCACCAGAAGUUCCGGCUGGUGGAGAGUGGGUUCAGCCCGUCCAGCGUCUCCGACCCGCUGUACUUCCUGCACAGCGCAGAGAAGCGCUACGUCCCUCUCACGGAGCACACCUACGCCAGCAUCGUCUCCGGGCAGCAGAAGCUGUAGAGACGGAGCAUCGCGGCCAGGGACGGGGGUCGGGCGGUGUGGUUCUGCA